This is a messenger RNA of Sesamum indicum (sesame), 1023 nucleotides long. RefSeq lists its product as uncharacterized. Lineage: Eukaryota; Viridiplantae; Streptophyta; Magnoliopsida; Lamiales; Pedaliaceae. The record is from RefSeq and is a predicted model, not a curated record.
AUGGGCCGGUUCAACAACGAAACCCUGGAGGUGCAAGAGUUAAGGAUUGACAUGCUCGUGAGCAUCCUCAUUCACGGGCUCAGGAAGAGUUCUUUCGCAUCCGCCCUCGCGCGAGACCCGCCCGUGGACGUCGAACAAUUAAUGGCAUUAGCACAGAAGUAUAUCGACGAAGAGGAGAUGAACGCAAUGAAAGAUUCAGAACGAAGAGAGCGAGAUUACAUCCCUAGGCGACCUCAAGAGGGCAGGGGAGGAGGAAGUGACAAGCCUAAAACGAAGAAGCGGAAGGAACCCAAGUACAUCCCGAAGUACCACAACUACACUCCUUUAGCCAUGUCGCGAGAGAAGGCCCUGAUGAUGGUUGAGAAUGUUGACGUGUUGAAGUGGCCCAGACAUACGAGGUACACCCCCACCAAGAAAACUUCUAACAAAUACUGCCGUUUCCAUCGGGAGAGGGGACACAAUACCGAGGAAUGCUAUCAGCUGAAGGACGAGAUCGAAAGGCUCGUUAGGCAGGGGUAUUUUCAAGAUUGCGUGCCCCCAAAUUGUAAAAUCGGUGGGGAAGGGAGGAGAAGCAGAUCGAGAAGCCGCGAUCGGGAUAGAAACCCGGGCCCAUCAAAAACCGACAGGGCCCCGACGGCCGGAAACAAUGCACCCACCAAGGGUGUCAUAUACACGAUCGCAGGAGGACCGACCGUGGGAGAUUCGAGCCGAACGCGGAAGAGAUGUGCUCGAAUAACCGUUUCGAACCGAGAAAGAGAAUUCGUGUUGAAAGUAGAAACAGAAGAGGCUAUCUCUUUCGAUGAUUCAGACAGACCGAAGGAGAUCGAGGACAUGAACGAUCCCAUGGUCGUUAAACUGGACAUCGCCAACUUCACAGUCCACAAGGUAUUGGUCGACAGUGGGAGUUCGGCUGAUAUCAUCUUCAAGAAUGUGAUCGAUAAAAUGGGUUUGGAGAAUGCCCGCCUCGAGCCGAUGAGGACCACUUUGGUGGGAUUUGGAGGCAGUGAGGUCGCUUCGUUGUGA